AUGAUGAAUCAAUCGGAUACCAAAACCGCAGAUAUGCAAUUGGACGAAUCCAAUCCGAAGACUGUUAUGGAAACAGGCACUUCGGCAAUCCACAUUGACCCUGCGAUUGAGAGACGGGUCAGAUGGAAGAUUGAUUUGGUGGUCUUGCCACUGAUGUGCUUGAUUUACUUCUCUCAGUACCUUGACAAGCAGAGUCUAAGUUACGCUGGUGUGUUCGGAUUGAUAGAUGACCUACACCUUGUGGGCACACAGUUCGCCUGGCUAGGGUCCAUCUUCUACGUUGGGCAGCUGGCGUCGGAAUUCCCGGCCAUCUACUUGAUGAGUCGUCUUCCGCUUGCCAAAUUUGUAUCCUGUCUUAUUAUACUCUGGGGUGGAGUUUGCAUGUGUCUGGCAGGAGCAACAACCUUCUCAUCUUUCAUGGGUGUUCGAUUCGCCCUUGGAUUGGCUGAAGGUGCGGUCUCGCCUGCCUUUGUGACGCUCACCAGUCUCUGGUAUAAGAAAAGCGAGCAUCCCAUGCGCAUCGGUCUAUGGAUCAGCUGCAACGGGCUGGCUCAGGUCAUCGGUGCUCUAAUGAUGUAUGGUAUCGGUCACAACACGGCAUUGGCCAUUGCCCAAUGGAAAGCGAUGUUCAUCAUCUGUGGAGCUCUCACAGUCUUCUUUGGAAUCCUAUUCUUCUUCUUGAUGCCCGCUGGUCCCGACUCAGCGUGGUUCCUCACCCCCGAAGAGCGACAGGUAGCAACACAACGAUUGCGAGCGGAAACCGAAGGAGGAGACCAGACAACUUUCUCUAUCUCACAAUUGAAAGAGACAGCUAUGGAUAUCAGAGCGUAUUUGAGUUUCCUAUUUGGGCUUCUCAUCACACUACCUUCGCCAGUCAUUGCAUUCGCUUCCCUUAUCAUCUACUCUUUGGGCUACACAAAUUUCGAUACCAUGCUAUACACUUCACCAGCAGGUGCAGUUCAGAUGGUCUUUAUUUGGGUCGGAAUAGGUCUCUGCUAUAUUUGGCCGAAUCGUCGAUGUGCGAUCACCAUCGGGCUUACAAUCAUCCCGCUCGUCGGAAUCAUUCUACUAUUCACGCUUCCCUUGUCCUCGGGAUGGGGUAUGAUUGUUGCAUCGUGGUUGGCCUCCGUCAUCUCAAACAUCUUAACGGUCAUCCUCAGUCUAAACGCUUCCAAUAUUCGUGGAAAUACCAAAAAGGCCAUCGUCAACGCUUUGUUCUUCGUUGGCUACGCUAUCGGUGCUAUAGUUGGACCAUUACUCUGGAACACGAAAAAUGCACCCCGGUAUCGCAGUGGUCUCGUCUUGGCUCUGGUUAGCUGGCUUGUGUUCAUUCCGACCGUCGGAGUGUAUUGGUUCACGUGUGCUCGUGACAAUAAACGUCGGUCUACAAUGGGGAUGGAUAUCUUCGAGUACGCGGAGGAGGUCACUGGAAAGGACUUGACAGACAAGGAAGACAAGAAUUUCCGGUAUAACCUUUGA
Messenger RNA from Penicillium roqueforti, 1479 nucleotides. RefSeq lists its product as uncharacterized. The transcript has 8 exons. Lineage: Eukaryota; Fungi; Ascomycota; Eurotiomycetes; Eurotiales; Aspergillaceae. The record is from RefSeq and is a predicted model, not a curated record. Gene Ontology annotation, biological process: dipeptide transport; tripeptide transport; transmembrane transport. Gene Ontology annotation, molecular function: dipeptide transmembrane transporter activity; allantoate transmembrane transporter activity. The coding region runs from base 1 to 1479 and encodes 492 amino acids. Gene Ontology annotation, cellular component: plasma membrane.